Messenger RNA from Clonostachys rhizophaga, 2115 nucleotides. The record is from the annotation of a GenBank genome assembly. Lineage: Eukaryota; Fungi; Ascomycota; Sordariomycetes; Hypocreales; Bionectriaceae.
AUGAGCUCGGACUACUCCUACGACGAGCAUGGCCAAUUCUUCCCCUUCUUCAUCCUCACAGUCACCGGGCUCGUCACCAUCCCGCUGACCUACACACUCGUCCGUUCCUCCACCGACGACGACAAGCUCGCGCCCCGGAUCAAGACCGACUACCGGGCCCAGAAUGCCGACGCGAUCGCCGCUGUGCGGGCGACCCAGCAGCGGAAGCAGAGGAGGCUCACGAGGUUCCUCUUCGCCCUCGGGGGCUGGGUCCUCAUGGGCGCCAUGGUCUAUCUGAUCUUGGUCACCCAGCCCACAGUCCAGAAGAUCUGGAACCCUUACGAUAUCCUUGGAAUUUCAGAUUCCGCGUCAGAAAAGCAAAUCAAGUCACACUACAGGCAGUUGGGAAAGAAGUACCACCCCGACAAAGCCAGGCCCGAUCCCGCCAAGAAUGAGACCCUCGAGACCAUCAACCAAGUUUGGGUAGAACUCAGCAAGGCCUACCAGGCCUUGACGGACGAGGAGGUCCGCAACAACUAUAUCCAGUUCGGCCAUCCCGACGGCAAGCAGAGCUUCAGCAUCGGUAUCGCGCUCCCCAAGUUCAUCGUCGAGGAUGGAAACGGCAAAUACGUCGUCCUGCUCUACACGCUCCUUCUUGGUGUCCUGCUCCCCUACAUGGUGGGAUCCUGGUGGUACGGAACCCAGCGCAUGUCCAAGGAGGGUGUCUUGAUGUCCAGCGCCAACAAGCUGUUCCGUCGGUAUGAGGACGAGAUGGAUGAGGCCGGUGCGAUUACCGCCCUCAGCUCUGGUGACGAGUACGCCGACCUGCUCAAGGGAGACAAGGCGGAUUCCGGUCUUGCGAAGAUUGAGUCAAGAAUCGCCGCUUCCAGCGAGGUACACAAGUCAUCUCCGUACGUUUCUGGCAUCCCUGAAAAGGAAAAGGAACGACUCGAGGAUAUGGAUAACGGGCCACGACGAAAGGCGCUGGCUCUGCUCUGGGCGUACCUGGGCCGUGUCGAACUGGAUGAUGCCGCUCUGAACCAGUCCAAGUACGAGGUGGCUCCGAUAGCCCGGGCCCUUCGAGAAUCAUUCGCUGCCAUCUCUCUGGCAUACGGUAACACCAAGCCCAUCCUCACUUCAUACUACACUGCCCAGAACGUCGUCCAGGCUGUAGCACCAAACGCAUCUCCUCUUCUCCAGCUGCCGCACAUUACUCCUGAAAUUGCCAACGCCAUUGAGGGCGACUCACGGAACCAUUUCGAUCUCCAAGAUUUCCUCGACCAGUCAGACUCUGAGCGAAGAAAGCUGGCCGUUGGCAAGGACCUUCUCAGCGAGGACCAGUACAAGACGGUACUCAAUGUUGGUCAACAGCUGCCGUAUCUGCGUGUGGCCAAGGCCUUCUUCAAGGUUACUGGCGAGAAGUAUAUCACUCCUGCCUCUCUGGUGACCCUUGUCAUCAAGGGUCGGUUCAUCCCCCCCGGCGCCAAGAAUGUCCCCAAGAUUCACGAAGACGACCUGGAAGACAUUGAUCCCGCCGAGGAUGACCUGGACGCCAUCAACGGCAAGAAGCAGAUCGUCAAGGGCCCCGACGGAAAGCUUGUUGCCGUCGAGAAGCAAUCCAUCCUCCCGCCCAUGACCUUUGCCCCCCACUACCCUCGCGACCAGUCCCCCAAGUGGCACGCCUUCCUCAGCGACUCCAAGCAGGGCAAGAUGGCCGUGCCCCCCUUCACAUUCGCCAAGUUCGACCAGCCCAUCUUCGACGCGCAGGGUAAGCCCACGUUCGCCAUGCAGACCCUCAAGGCGCAGUUCGCCGCGCCCCCGCAGGAGGGCCACUACACCUUCGUCCUGCACCUGAUCUGCGACUCCUACAUUGGCUUCGACACGAAGAUGGAGGUCACCCUGGUUGUCGAGGAGGCCAACAAGGCCGUCUCGAUGAGCACCGAAGACGAGAUCAGCGAGCCCGAUGAGGAUUCCCUCGCUGGCCAGAUGCAAGCCCUCAAGGGCGGAGCUCCCCCUCCCAAGCCCCGCCGCCGACCAGCUAAUGACGAUGACUCCUCCGACGAGGAGAGUGGAACCGACGAUGAAGAGGAGGACGAUACCAGCGCAACCAACACCGACACCGAGGAUGAGUCGUAA